UCUUCGCAACGUAAAACUCUCAGUUUCAACCGUAAAACUAUGACCAAAGCAUGGCAAGGAGGCAACCGUCAAGACUUUGUCAUCAUGAAGCGUAUCAAAAAUCAACAAGUCAUCAAGUUCAAUCGUGAAAGUCGUGAUGCCGCUACUUUCAACAAUAUCGCUUACAUCCUUGAGAAUGAACUGCAUCUCAAAUAGCUACAAGAAACUCAAGCUGGUUUUCGACUUCUUUGCAGCUUUCAACGUGUUCCAGAAACUGAAGAGGGACUCAGGUCAUCAACUCAAGCAUCAAGACGAGUACUCGUACAUCGAGAAGAGCAACUUCUACCGCAGCCUUUAAACUCAAGAGAUAUGACAAAGGAGACAUCAUCUUCGACUACGGUGACGAAGCUGACUACUUCUACAUGAUCCUCAAAGGCAGAGUCAGCAUCAGCAUGCCAACCACAGUCAAGAAGAACUUUACUCAUUCAGAACUCAUGAAGUUUAUCAGUGACAACCAGAACGAAGUGGUUCCAGAGUCAAUCGAAAAAUCUGACUCUAAAGACGCCAUCAACCUUUCGAAGGGUUCAGCUGACAGUCCAACCAGCAAACUGUCCAGCCACAACAAGUCCACAGUGGCUCCGUUUACGUUCAAAAAGAAGCAGUACAGGCUUGAUGAGAAGUCCCUCAAAGAGUUCAAAAGUAUGCUCGACUCUCCAACUCACUCGAGCAGCAGAAGGCCUGUGUUCAGCAAGCCUCCGAAAGCGCCCAAAGCAGAAGACAAGAAAGUGCACGAACUCAGAGUCUUCGCACAAAACGCCAUUCUCGGAGAAGGCACUUCGUUCGGUGAAGCUGCUCUCGGAAUCAACACCGGUGUCACCAAUGAAAACAAGCACUACAAAGUUGGUCCUUCCAAAGUACGCAUAUUCAGAAAUGCUAGAGUAGUUGCACUGACACACUUGCAAUGAGCAGUCAUUUCGAGAGCCAGUUUCCAAGAAAUCAGAGUUAAAGAGCCUGACUUCGGUGAAGACGCACUGCUUGAGUGUCAACACAUUCUCACAAACAACGGACUGCCUCAUCGAUUGCUGUACUUGACUGCAAAGCCAGAACUAGUUGAGCUUCGCAUCAACAACUACUUGUUGCACCAGAAUGAUGAAGUCAAAGGCAUUUUCUUGAUAAAGCAAGGCGAGCUUGAACGCAGGAGUCUCCACAAAACCAGUUCGAACUCUGAACUCAAUCACACAUUUGGAGGCUCGUCUGUAAGUCCUGACAAGAACAGUCACAGAAGGACUCACACAGAAGGGUUCUUGUCGUUCCAGAGCAGUGUCAAAGCCAACCAGAGCUUGCAUCAUAAUGAGAACCGCUUGAUCAUGGGAAAACAUGUUGUCAUUGGCUUGGACGAACUUGAAUGUAACAAACAAACAUUCGAGUACUCAAUUAAGACUGUUUCAGCAUAUGCAAAAGUGUUCUUUGUACCGAAGACUUCGAUCAGGAUACACCUCCGUGUCAAGAAGGCUCCUGACCAACUCAACUCUGAAGCUGAACAAGAUAUUAAGAAAUCGAAAGCACCCAUGAAAAUAGCCAAGAAUAUUGUCAAGAAAAUGAAGAAGGUUCUAAGACCAAGAAAGCCUCACAACAAAACCAUGAGCAAGGACAACAGCGACCAUAUGAUUUCACAAAUGUACAAGCUGACUGACCAUUGCACCAAAGUUGACAACACAAGACUCAGUCGCUCCAUUCGCAAAUAAGCUGAUGGCAAGGUUCCACAGUAUGAGCACACUGAGUUCAAAUCUUAAGACUGCCACUGAGCCUUUAGCAGAGUCUAAGAACAAGUCUCACAGCAUGUUGAAGAAGCAAGUCCAUAGUAUCACACGAAUCAAGGGAGCUCUGAGCAAAGACUCAAAGUUCCACUUCAAACCAAUGGCUCCUCAUGUGGUAAAGCGGGCUUUGAAGAAACAGGCCUAUUUCGGGUUUAACCUGCUCAAAAACAAGUAG
Messenger RNA from Moneuplotes crassus, 1971 nucleotides. NCBI's taxonomy places the organism in Eukaryota, Ciliophora, Spirotrichea, Euplotida, Euplotidae. The record is from the annotation of a GenBank genome assembly.